AUGCUGACCGGAUACCCCAACCAGAUAAUAGGUCUGAAUAUAAACGCAGCACUGACGGGGAUUGAACGCGGGAUUAUGCACACUCUUCUCUUAGUCGAUUACUUUACCACGUCGUACGAAGCAUUAUCCACGCCGUCUGUAGUUGCAGUCAAAGUCAUGCGCUCAAACUUCGACUAUCGGAUCUCACGCUGGGGCAAAACUUCCAGUUGUAUUCCGAUAGAAGUCCAGUUUCUAGAACGAGGUGGUCGCGGAAUUAUGUCAAAUCUUCAGCAUCCAGAAGACGAAAUCCCAGCUUACCAUCCGCAAGAAGCUGGGCAAACGUAA
Echinostoma caproni is the source of this 324-nucleotide messenger RNA. The record is from the annotation of a GenBank genome assembly. Lineage: Eukaryota; Metazoa; Platyhelminthes; Trematoda; Plagiorchiida; Echinostomatidae.